Messenger RNA from Aspergillus homomorphus CBS 101889, 1365 nucleotides. RefSeq lists its product as uncharacterized. The transcript is spliced from 2 exons. The coding region runs from base 493 to 1092 and encodes 199 amino acids. The record is from RefSeq and is a predicted model, not a curated record. Lineage: Eukaryota; Fungi; Ascomycota; Eurotiomycetes; Eurotiales; Aspergillaceae.
UGACCCUCUUGACUUGCAUAUCCUCCCUCUCUUCGGCCCAUUGUUUUCUUUUCUUCCGCAGUCUUCCUCCUGCUGAGUUCUCUGUCUGUCUUGGAUGCAUCAUCUGUAUGUACCCUUGCUUCCCUCUCCUCUCGGUGUGGGUUCUCUCUCGUGCUUUUGAGUCGGGCUACAUCUAGAUCGGCACCUAACCGAUUCUUCACUCUCCCUUGCCAUUUACCUACCCUGCACUAGACGUUGUCCGGCGCAACGUCAGAGCCUGGUCGCGCCUUGUUCCGGCUUCGGUCUCGUUUCCAUUCCUAUCGUCCCCUUCCAUCGCACUCUCAGCCGGCAUCUCGUUAUCAAUCUUCGUUGUUUGUAUGAUGACGUUGUAGCUGUCCACCAGUCCAAUCCAUCUGACAAUUCAGCCAUCGUGAACAUUGAUAGACCUGCGCUUGCAACCAUACCAACAGCUGUCCAACCAAACUCAGUCGCAUUGUGCGAAUAGCAGGCAAGAUGAUUGGUAGUCUCUUCUUCAUCCUCAAUCGGCUCCUAGAGCUUAUUCUGUUGAUUCCGAUCAUCGGAAUGAUGGCCUAUUUUGUCAACGGCUAUCUUAAUGCAAACAUGAUCACCCCGGCCUACAUCUUGGUCAUCUUCAUCGUCAGCGUCAUUGCCGCAUUCUGGUGUAUUGAUACCAUGAUUCGCAUCUCGACCACCCGGCGUUCGGCAUUGUUCGUCGCCUUCGUGGAUCUCCUCUUCUUCGGCGCCUUUAUCGCCGGGGUCUACGAGCUGCGGUUCAUCACCAAUGCCGAUUGUGCUCACUGGAAUGGAGGCUCGGUGUACAUUUCGCUUGGUCCCUUCGGGUACUACGGCUAUAGCUCCGACAACCCGCUGUCGUUCCACAUCAACAAAACCUGCGCGAUGCUCAAGGCUUGCUUCGCACUGGGGAUUAUCGAGGUUGUUCUCUUCUUCUGGACGGCGAUCCUGGCGGUGAUGAUCUACCGCCGGCCGGAUGUGGUUGUCAAAGAGACGACAGUUCGUCGGCGGAGUCACAGCAGUCGACGCGGCCAUCGGCGCCAUAGCAGCUCGCGAAGCCGACACCAGUAUGCGGUCUAGAACUACUGUUCUUUCCUUUAUGACUUUAUGGACUAUGAUGGGAUGGAAUCUGGUUAAUGAUUGAUUGGAGGAUUUACGAUACACAAAUGAAGUAAAAGGGACAAGCUCACGAAGAUACUAUGUUCACGCGUUGAUGAGAUAUGAACCACUGUUUUUUUGUUCUUUUUACGCUGCUAUUCGGGGGUCUUGUUUUUAUUUGUUGGGGCAUAUAUUUGAUUAUGCUUCUUUUAUACGAGAUAUGACCUGAUUUCUGCUCCAUCGCAGCUGACCUGU